Messenger RNA from Cyanidioschyzon merolae strain 10D, 810 nucleotides. RefSeq lists its product as hypothetical. Gene Ontology annotation, molecular function: protein binding. The coding region runs from base 1 to 810 and encodes 269 amino acids. The record is from RefSeq and is a predicted model, not a curated record. Lineage: Eukaryota; Rhodophyta; Bangiophyceae; Cyanidiales; Cyanidiaceae. The transcript has a single exon.
AUGGGAUCGGCAGCACCUUUGUCGCGGAUCGCGAGACUCCUCGAACGGGACGCAGCUACGCUGGCGUGGAGCGAACUUCACGAAGCGCACCAGGUACUGCUGCGCUGCACGCUGCGCUCGACUGACGGACAGGCACUCUGGUUGCUGUCGCAGUUCUAUGAACGCGGGUUUCACGUGCAGUGGCAGCUGCGCCGCAAGACUCGGCCUCGUGGAGGUGGUCUCAUCGCUCGCUGGUGGUCCUCAGCGCGAUAUCGGUGGCACUCGCUGUUCACGGAGCCGGUGCUCGCGCUUGAUCGCUUCCUCGCCGACAGAUACCGCUAUGCAGCGGCUCGUGCUGACGUGCUUCCGGCCCAACUAGCCCUGGUAGAGGAGCUUCGGCGCAACGGUGACGAUGCGGAUCACGAGCUCGCCUAUGCGCUCCUGAAGCGCAUGGUACGGUUGAUGGCAGGACAGCGCUCAGCGGGCAUGAACGCUGCUGUGCUCCCGAAAAUAGGUCUUGUCUGUCUAACCCGUGGUGCGUUCAAUGACGCGCUAACGUUCCUGGAGCAAUGGUAUGAAAAUGCAGCUCCUCGUGAGGGACACGCAGACACCAUAGCGGUGCUGGGCGUGCUCUACGCUCGCCGGUGGCUGCACGCAACUGAAGCAGCGCGUACGGAUCACGACCUAAUGCAAGCGCAACGAUAUCUGACAGAGGCUGCGGAGAACGGAAGCGUACUGGCGCAGUCAUGGAUUGUCGCACUGGAAGAGCACUGGAAACAUCCCAGGUCUGGAGAGGAGCGAACGGCCUCCAUCCAAGCGGUACACAUCUGA